This is a messenger RNA of Gossypium raimondii (Peruvian cotton), 1917 nucleotides long. RefSeq names its product pentatricopeptide repeat-containing protein At1g63330. The record is from RefSeq and is a predicted model, not a curated record. Gene Ontology annotation, molecular function: protein binding. The transcript has 2 exons. Lineage: Eukaryota; Viridiplantae; Streptophyta; Magnoliopsida; Malvales; Malvaceae. Bases 1 to 1917 code for a protein of 638 amino acids.
AUGAAGGUUAAGGGCAUUAGACCAAAUAUCUUUACUUACAAUUGCUUAAUUCAUGGCAUGUGUAAUUCGGGCCAGCAGGAGGAGGCAACAAGGCUCUUGAAUGAAAUGGUGGAUAACAAUAUUUCGCUUAAUAUUGUCACGUAUAGUACAUUGGUUGAUGCUCUUUGCAAGGAAGGAAUGAUUUCUAAAGCUGUAGAGACCGUUGACACAAUGAGAAAGCAAGGCAUUGAGCCCGAUGUUGUCACGUAUAGUACAUUGGUUGAUGCGCAUUGCAAGGAAGGGAUGGUCUCUGAAGCUGAGGAUAUUGUUGACGCAAUGAUAAAGCGAGGCAUUGAGCCUAAUGUUGUUACCUAUAAUACAUUAGUUAAUGGUCAUUGCUUGCAGAACAAAAUGGAUAAAGCUAGAAGAGUUUUCAACUUGAUGAUUGAGAAGAGUUCUGCACCUGAUAUAGUUACUUACAACACCAUGAUCAAUGGAUAUUGCAAAGCUAAGAGGUUAAACGAAGUAAUGGAAAUCUUUCAUGAAAUAUCUCGAAAGGGACCAAUCCCGAAUAUUUUAACAUACAACACUCUCUUGCAAAGUAUGUUUCAGUUAGGGAAAGUUUCAACUGCAUGUGAACAGUUUAGAAAGAUGCUUGCUUCUGGACAAGUUCCAGAUUUAGUGACUUGUUCGAUUUUGCUGAAUUGUUUAGGCAAAACAGGUCAUAUGGAGGAGGCAUUGAAACUUUUUCAAGCAAUGCGAAACAGUGGUUUGGAACUUGAUAUUGUCCCAUAUAAUAUCCUAAUUGAUGGGUUGUGCAAAGCUGGGCAUCUCGAAUUUGCCAAGGAAUUAUUUCAUCAACUCUCAGACAAUGGUUUAAAACCGAAUGUUGUCACAUAUUGUAUAAUGAUUAAUGGACUGUGUAAAGAGGGAUUGCCAGAUGAAGCAUACAGGUUGUUUGGGAGCAUGGGAGAUAAUGACUGUUUGCCUAAUAGCUGCUGUUAUAAUGUAAUGAUUCGGGGUUUCCUUCGCAACAGCUAUACCUCAAAGGCAACACAACUUCUUACGGAAAUGGUUGGUAAGGGCUUUUCUGCAGAUAUAUUCACUGCCACCUUAUUUAUGGAGCUUAUCAUAUACUCUAAUAAAUCAAUCUUUUUAUUAAUCAACGGCCAUUGCUUGCAUAAUGAAAUGGAUAAAGCUAGAAGAGUUUUUAACUUGAUGAUUGAGAAGGGUUGUGCACCUGAUAUAGUUACUUACAGCACCAUGAUCAAUGGAUAUUGCAAAGGUAAAAGGUUAGACGAAGCAAUGGAACUCUUUCAUGAAAUAUCUCUAAAGAGACCAAUCCCGAAUACUGUCACAUAUAACAUUCUUAUGCAGAGUUUGUUUCAGUUAGGGAGAGUUUCAACUGCAUGUGAACUGUUUAGAAAGAUGCUUGCUUCUGGACAAGUUCCAGAUUUAGUGACUUGUUUGAUUUUGCUGGAUGGUUUAGGCAACACAGGUCAUAUUGAGGAGGCAUUGAAACUUUUUCAAGCAAUGCGAAACAGUGGGUUGGAACUUGAUAUUGUCCCAUAUAAUAUCCUAAUUGAUGGGUUGUGCAAAGCUGGGCAUAUCGAAUUUGCCAAGGAAUUAUUUCAUCAACUCUCAGACAAUGGCUUAAAACCGGAUGUUUACACAUAUUGUAUAAUGAUUAGUGGACUGUGUAAAGAGGGAUUGCCAGAUGAAGCAUACCGGUUGUUUGGGAGCUCGGGAGAUAAUGAUUGUUUGCCUGAUAGCUGCUGUUAUAAUGUAAUGAUUCGGGGGCUCCUUCGCAACAGCUAUACCUCAAAGGCAACACAACUUCUUAUGGAAAUGGUUGGUAAGGGCUUUUCUGCAGAUAUAUUCACUGCCACCUUAUUUUUGGAUCUUAUCAUAUACUCUAACAAAUCAAUCUUGCUCUGA